AGACCUGUGCUAUAUGGGUCCCACUGAACGCUGUAAAGCUAUCUAGUUUAAACUGGCGGUGAUUGCAAGGAAAAGGGUGCAAGUGCGGAGAUAGCGGGAGGAAAGUUUCCAGGACUUUGCACGUACUGAUUUCCCCGUGCAUGUUCUCCGCUUCAUUUCAAAAGAAUCGAGCGUCGGUGUUGCUCUCCUCCACGCUCCACCCUGCAUAGAGCUCCGUCUGGUUCGGGUCUGUCAAAUCGGAGAUCUCUCAUAUAUCCAUGUAAGGAAUUUACCUGCCUGAAUGGAAAUUUACUGACAGAGCUACAAGGAGUGGGGAUUAUUUACAGGGCACUUCUGUUCUUGGUACCAAGCUCUGAAGUCUAUAUGGAGGGAUCUCAGGAUGGCUUGCACCAGAAAGACCAAAACGGUGGUGUCUACUUGUGUGAUCUUGAGUGGUAUGACCAAUAUAGUGUGCUUGCUUUACGUGGGAUGGGUUACUAACUACGUCGCCAAUGUGUAUAUCAAAGUGCAAGAACCGGUGCCAGAGAAAAAGUUAGAGGAAGACAACAAAGGGGAAACUUUGAGGAUUAUAGAAAGACUGGAUCGGCUGGAGAAUGUAGUCAGUCAACACAUACAAGAAGCGCCUCAGAAGAUUGACGAGAAUGCUGCGGAAUCCUUCUCCGAUUCCUCAUUGUUCGCUCACUGGGGACAAGAUCUGAGUCCAGAGAACCGGAGAACUGCACUCAAGAAAUUCCAAUACUAUGGUUACAAUGCCUACCUGAGUGAUCGCCUUUCACUGGACAGAAGCAUACCUGACCUCAGGCCUGAUGGAUGCAAAAACAUCUCCCACCCAACAAACCUCCCUCAAGUCAGUAUAGUGUUCAUAUUUGUAAAUGAAGCUCUGUCUGUUAUCCUGAGAUCCAUUCAUUCAGCCAUAGAAAGAACCCCUGCUCAUCUGCUGAAGGAGAUUGUUCUGGUGGAUGACAACAGCAAUGAUGAGGAUCUGAAGGAGAAGUUGAGUGAUUCCGUGGAGGAGAUGAACGGCCGUCAGCCCGGGUUUAUUAAGAUGGUCCGGCACAACAAGCAGGAAGGGCUAAUCCGCUCCCGGGUGAGUGGCUGGAGAGCUGCCACAGCCCCCGUCGUCGCCCUCUUUGAUGCCCAUGUGGAGUUCAACGUUGGGUGGGCUGAGCCCAUUCUCCUGAGAAUCAAAGAGGACCGGACUCGCAUCAUCUCUCCUUCAUUUGAUAACAUAAAGUACGAUAACUUUGAGAUUGAGGAGUAUCCUUUGUCAGCACAAGGCUUUGACUGGGAGCUCUGGUGUCGAUAUCUUAACCCCCCAAAGUCCUGGUGGAACCUGGGAAAUUCUACUGCACCAAUAAGAAGCCCUGCACUAAUUGGCUGUUUCGUGGUAGACAGACAGUAUUUUGAAGAGAUUGGUUUACUUGAUGAAGGAAUGGAGAUCUAUGGUGGAGAAAAUGUGGAGCUUGGCAUCAGGACAGCUGUGACCCUGAGCAUCGAAUGCUGCUUUUCCAUCUACCACCUGGACCAAUUGGAAAGCAUUUCAAAAUCAGUCAUGCUUGUUCCCGUGUGGCAGUGUGGGGGCAGCGUGGAGGUCCUCCCUUGCUCCAGGAUUGCUCACAUAGAGAGAGCCCACAAACCAUACACUGAAGACCUGACAGGUCACGUUAGAAGAAAUGCUUUGAGAGUGGCAGAGGUUUGGAUGGAUGAGUUCAAAAGCCAUGUCUACAUGGCUUGGAACAUACCCCAGGAGGAUUCUGGGAUUGACAUCGGUGACAUUUCAGAGAGGAAGGCCCUCAGGAAGAGGCUGCAGUGCAAGACGUUCCGAUGGUACCUUGUCAACAUUUACUCAGAAAUGAGGAUGUACACAGACACCAUCGCCUAUGGAAUGCUGAAGAAUUCCCUCAAAAGUGACCUGUGCCUUGAUCAAGGGCCAGACACCGAUAACAUUCCAAUCAUGUACAUGUGCCAUGGAAUGACUCCUCAGAAUGUUUACUAUACCAGUAGCCAGCAGCUCCAUGUUGGUGUCCUGAGUCCUACAGUAGAUGAUGAUGACAAUAAGUGCCUGGUGGAUGUCAACAGCAGGCCGAAGCUAAUUGAGUGCAGCUAUUCCAAAGCAAAGAGGAUGAAACUCUAUUGGCUGUUUACUCAGGGAGGUUCAAUCCAGAAUAGAAAAUCAAAACGUUGUCUGGAGCUCCAGGAAAGCACUGAUAAUGAGUUUGGGUUCCAGCUUGUUCUCCAAAAGUGUACAGGGCAGCGGUGGACUAUCACAAAUCUCAUGACAGGGUCGUCAUUAUGAUAGAGUCUUAACUCGCUGAGGUCAAGCAUUGUCUCAGAACUGCGGGACUGGGAGACUGUUUGAUGAGGAAAGACUCAAUAAAGUUUAUGCCUUCUGAACACAGGUUUUUUUUUGGGGGGGGGGGGGAUUGACAGAACUAUUUCUAUCAUCUUGGUGUCCUGGCAUACAUAUAAUAACCUCAUUCAUACUGUAAAUGUUGAACAUUUUUCUAGUUAUAUGUGCUUAUAAAAUCAACCAGGAUGUGGUGAUUCAUAUAUUUUGCAGCUAGAGAGAGAGAGAGAGAGAGAGAGAGAGAGAGAGAGAGAUGCAUAAACUUUUUUUUUGUUUCAAAAUGAUGAAGUCCAUUUUGGGGGGUUGUAUUGUUGUAUUGACCUUAUGCACUCAUUCAGUACUUGAUACUUUUUUGCUACUGUGUAGCACAUGUUUGCAACAUUUCCUGCUGUAAUUUUACUUCUUGUGUUUCAGACUAGUAGGAUCAGAAUUUAUUAUGAAAUCAAGUUGUAUGGUGUGAUGGAAUAUGUCAGACGCAAGAUUUUAAAAUAUUUUCUAAAUGUAAAUAUUGAUUAAAUUGAGAAUAUAUAUAAUAUCUGACAUUAAAAAAAAUCAGUAUUGAUGAA
Molecule: messenger RNA, 2913 nt
Organism: Acipenser ruthenus (sterlet)
Lineage: Eukaryota; Metazoa; Chordata; Actinopteri; Acipenseriformes; Acipenseridae
Product: polypeptide N-acetylgalactosaminyltransferase 18
Exons: 12
Coding region: 380-2296 (638 amino acids)
Cellular component (GO): Golgi apparatus
Source: RefSeq, a predicted model, not a curated record